Cantharellus anzutake is the source of this 555-nucleotide messenger RNA. RefSeq lists its product as uncharacterized. NCBI's taxonomy places the organism in Eukaryota, Fungi, Basidiomycota, Agaricomycetes, Cantharellales, Hydnaceae. The transcript is spliced from 4 exons. The coding region runs from base 1 to 555 and encodes 184 amino acids. The record is from RefSeq and is a predicted model, not a curated record.
AUGAAGCUCUUUCUCUAUGCAUACACUGGGCUGGCUGUUUUCAGUUCGGCAUUCGCGGCUGUGGUACCGAAGACACACUUGGUCAAUGUCGGGCCUAACGGUCAACUUGUGUACGACCCCCCUUUAUCCAUGUUUUACUUUCCUGACGUCCCUCACCCACGGCAGUUCACGAACAAAGGGGAUGUGGUGAAAUUCAUUUUCCAUCCCAAGAACCAUACAGUGACCGAAUCCUCGUUCGACUCCCCAUGUUCGAAACUCAGGGAUUCGCAUGGACGUAACAUUGGGUUUGACUCAGGCUUCCAGCCCGUAGACCCCAUCCAUCCCGUGGAGAAGAUCGUCUCGGUCCGUGUCUUGACGAAAGACCCGUUGUGGUUCUACUGCCGCCAGACCGGCCAUUGCAGCAAAGGCAUGGUGUUCGCGAUCAACCCCCCCACGAAGGGAGCUCACACCUUCGGUGCGUUCAAGAAGAAGGCGCUUGCUACGGCUGGUGGUAAACGGGAUGAUGAUGAGGAUACCGAUCUUGAACUACCUCAUUUGGGCCCACACAUUGACUAA